UUGUAUUUUCUUUAAAAAUUUUUUUUGUGAUAUAUCGAUUUUCUGUAAAAAAAUAAUAUUUUAUCAAAGUUAUUAUAAAACUAGUGUAUAAUUUUUAAAGAAAUUUUUCUAGCAUACUUCAAUGUCUUUAUUUCGAAAACCAAAAAAAACUAUUCAACGUCGUGUUUUUGCAACGUUAGGAGAUCAUGAGGAUUCUGACGAUGAAAGAGUAGAUGCUGAAGAAGAUUCAAUGACACAAACAAAAGUAAAUGAUAGCAAAAAAGAUAAAAUUAAAGAAAGACUUAAAACAAAAAAUAGGGAUUUGGAGCCUAAAACAAAAUCGUUGCUUAGUUUUGCUGAUGAUGCAGAAGAUGAUGGAGAAGUAUUUCAAGUGAAAAAAUCAGCUCAUAGUAAAAAAGUUAUGAGAAUGUUGGAUAAAGAACGGCGGAAGAAAAAAUGUAAAUCUGACAAUGUUAAUAUUUCCAAUAUUAAUGGAAAUAAUAAUUUUAAUGGUAUUGAAAAGAACGUUAGUGAUACAACACGGACUUCAUCUUUAUCGGCAUCUUCUAAAUCUAUUGAAUCCAAAUAUAAUACCAACUCCUCAGAUAAUGUUCAGACCGAAAUUCGAACAGACGACUUUGUGCUCGUUGUGAAAAAAUCUGAGCCCGAAAUAUUAAAUGGCAGAGCAGCAAUUUGUGCUGGAAGGGACGACAUUUCUUCAGAUGGUGAAGAAUCCACAAAUACGGAAUUGGCAUUACCCAAACACCGUUUCACAAAACCAAAUAACCUUAAAUCUUAUUUAGAAAGCGGAUCCAUUCCUGAUGCGGCUAUGAUUCAUGCAGCUAGAAAAGAAAGACAAAAAGCUAGAGAACAAGGCGACUAUAUUCCGUUAGAGGAAGCUAAGGAACCAUCAAAAAUAGGCAGCAGAUUGGCUCAUGAUGAAGCUGAAGAUGGUUCAGAUGAAGAGGAAAGAGUGGAUAUGAAUGCUAUAACUGGUGUGAAGGAACGCGAAGAAAGACGCGAAAAAUUCUAUUCUGUUCAAAAUGAUUAUUCUGAAGGAGACUCUGAUCACGAGUUGAAUGAAUGGGAAAAUCAACAGAUUCGAAAGGGGGUUACAGGAGCUCAACUUGUGUCAGCUGUAAAUCAAGAAAAUUUAUUAUUUCGGUUUUCUAUUAAAAGUGGCAGUAAUAUUGAAGAUGAUCAACCGCAAUCGACGGGAACUCUUUUAGAACAAGCUUAUGCAAACAAUAUGUUUGAAAAACCAAGACAACUAUUAAUAAAAACUCAAAAAAAUGAAAGUAAAGCAUCUGGGCCGAGGACUCCUAAGGAAAUAAAUGAUUGCUUUAAAAAUAGAUUAAAGGAAAUUAAAGAGUUGCACAUAAAGCAUAAUGGUGAAGUAGAUCAAAUAGUACUACAUUUAAGGGAAGCCAAAAUAGAAGCAAUUGAUUACGCACAAAAGGCACCAACUUCUGCUGCUAAAUACAGAUUUUAUCAAGAAUUACGGUGUUAUGUAUCAGACUUAAUCGAAUGUUUAGACGAAAAGCUUCCUGAAAUAAACGACAUUGAGAAAAGAAUUUUCAAUUUGUGGUCUAAACGUGCAACAUACUUGAUUGAAAGGCGAAGGCAAGAUGUUCGAGAUCAAGCGAAAGAAGUUGCUGAUGCCUCAAAAGGUAUUUCUCAAACAUUAAAAAAAGGACCAGAGGAAGAGGAAAGACAACGACGAGCUGCUGAGCGCGAAGGUAGGAGAACUAGAAGAAGAUGUGAAAGGGAGCGAAAUGAGGUUUCAUCAACACAUUUAGACGGAAUGUCGAGCGAUGAUGAAAUGCACGACCAAGAUAUAUCUCAAUACCACACCAAUUUAGAUCAACUUUCAUUAGAAGCUGGGUUAAUUUUCAACGAUGUGAAUGAAGAUUUUUGUCAAAUAGAAAAUAUUUUGUCAAAAUUUGAAAUAUGGCGUCAGACUGAUAUUGAAUCUUAUAAAGAUUCAUUUGUUAGCUUAUGUCUUCCGAAAAUUGUAGGUUCCAUAAUUCGCCUUAAAUUAACUUGUUGGAAUCCUUUAGAUGAAAAAAGCCAAGAAAUUGAUAAAACAGAUUGGUAUAUAACUUGCAUGCAAUUUGCUGCAACUAAAAAUGAAAGUUUGGAAAGCUUGAAAAAUGAUCCAGAUGUUAAAUUUGUUCCAACACUCGUAGAAAAAAUUGUUAUUCCAAAGUUAACUGAGCUCGUUGCACAUUGUUGGGAUCCAUUGUCAACUACACAAACCUUAAGAUUAAUAGGGCAAAUAAGAAAAUUAGGUCGCGAAUACCCGUUACAGGAACAAUCAAAGUUUUUGAAAACAUUGUUCAUAACUAUUUUAGACAAGCUGAAGGAUUGUUUAGAAAAUGAUGUUUUCAUUCCAAUUUUUCCAAAACAAAUGCAAGAAGCCAAAACAUCAUUUUUUCAAAGACAAUUCUGCAGUGGAUUAAAAUUAUUCAGAAAUAUUUUAAGUUGGCAAGGUAUCAUAGCAGACUACCAAAUUCGGGAAUUAGCAAUAACGUUCUUGCUGAACAGAUAUUUAUUAUCAGCAAUGAGGUUUUGCAAUAAUAAUGAUUCUGUAUCGAAAGCAUUAGUAAUCGUUAACACUUUACCGACAGCAUGGUUGCAACCUGAUUCAGAAACCAUUAGGAAUUUAAACUUAUUAAUUGCGUUUAUAAAUUCAAUCUACGAACAACUUGAUAAAAAAAAUCCUUUACAUUUGCAAACAUACGAAAAGACAAAGCAGAUCUUGCAAAAACUACACAGUUAUUAGAUUUAGAUGUUUAAUUACCGAAUUUGUAAAUAGUAUAUGCCCUUAAUUAAGUUACAUUAGUUGAAUAAUUUCUGAAAAAUUUUAAUAAAAUCAAUAAAUUACUAAAUCGUUUCUAUUCUGAGAUCAUA
Messenger RNA from Condylostylus longicornis, 2892 nucleotides. Its product is annotated as PAX3- and PAX7-binding protein 1. The transcript has 13 exons. The coding region runs from base 122 to 2764 and encodes 880 amino acids. The record is from RefSeq and is a predicted model, not a curated record. Gene Ontology annotation, molecular function: DNA binding. Lineage: Eukaryota; Metazoa; Arthropoda; Insecta; Diptera; Dolichopodidae. Gene Ontology annotation, cellular component: nucleus; U2-type post-mRNA release spliceosomal complex. Gene Ontology annotation, biological process: mRNA splicing, via spliceosome; spliceosomal complex disassembly.